CGUCUCGACGUCAGUGCGAGAAAUACGUUCAGACCGAUCGGUCGUAUUGCACAUCCGCGGCCGCGGUGAGAGCUCCGGAACCGCUCCUCCACAAUACGGUGCACGCGCGAGGCACGCCGAAGGGAUCCCGCGCGAGCCUGACGAAAAAAAAAAAACGGAGCUCCCAUCCUUCCGAAGGGCUACCCCGAACGGGAGCGGAACGCACCUCCCGCGACGAGCCGCGAAAAGCGCGACGCACCGUGCCGGGUGACGUGUUUUUAACGUGGAAACAAAAGAUGCAACGUCGUUGUUGAAUCAGGCAGCCAGAACUUUCGCGCGUGAGUUCUCGCGGAGAUUCUCAACCCGCAUCAAGGCCGUUCGCGAAGUGAAACAAUAGUGGAAGCGCCCACGAGAUGGAUAACAAAGGAUUUCAGAGUGAGGAUCAGGUGCAACGGGAGAAGAUAAGGAAAAUGUUCAGCUGGACUGAUGGACUUACCAGCGACGGAGGUGCGGGUGCCGCCGGUCUCGCGAACGCGACGACGAUGCAGAGCAACAGCGCGGACGGCAAUAUGGACCUGGCGACGGUGACGUCGAGCAACCCCGUCCUGGCGACGCCGGGGUUGAACAAUCCUACCUGGAAUCGUCAGCAGGCGGUCAGCGUCAGGCAUGCCUUCAAGAUCUACGGCAGCAGCAAGAAUCCGAACCAUGUCCUACAGAAUCUCAACAUGACGGUGGCCAAGGGCUCGAUAUACGGGUUACUGGGUGCCAGCGGAUGCGGCAAAACUACCCUGUUAUCUUGCAUCGUCGGCCGGAGGAGAUUAAAUUCAGGCGAGAUCUGGGUACUGGGCGGCAAACCCGGGACGAAGGGCUCCGGGGUGCCUGGGAAAAGGGUCGGAUACAUGCCGCAGGAGACCGCUCUCUACGGCGAGUUCACCAUCCGCGAGACCAUGAUGUACUUCGGCUGGAUAUUCGGAAUGUGCACAGCCGAGAUCGUCGAGAGGCUGCGUUUCUUGCUGCAGUUUCUUGAUCUGCCUUCGCAGAAUCGUUUGGUGAAGAAUCUCAGUGGCGGUCAACAAAGACGAGUAUCUUUCGCAGUGGCUCUCAUGCACGAUCCGGAAUUGCUGAUCCUGGACGAGCCGACCGUAGGUGUGGACCCAUUGUUAAGACAAAGCAUAUGGAAUCACCUGGUUCAAAUUACUAAAGAUGGUAACAAGACGGUCAUCAUAACGACUCACUACAUCGAAGAAGCCCGACAAGCGCACACGAUCGGUUUGAUGAGGAGUGGCCGAUUGUUGGCCGAGGAGGCACCCAGAACUCUCUUGCAAAUGUACAACUGCUCCUCUCUCGAAGAGGUCUUUCUGAAACUUUCCAGAAAGCAAGGACAAUAUGCUCAACCGCCGACAGAACUGAAUAUCUCGAACAACAUCAGCUUGGCUUCUUUAAACUGGGGGAAAAAAGACGAGCCGGUAUACGUGACAGAGGAGUCCGGCGUUGUCGGCCUCAACUUCCACCAAAGCAAAGAGGUCCUGAUCUACGACUCUACCAAUGGAAUAGCAAAUCAUUAUGAUAUAAACGGCAAACCGCUGCCGAGUGCGAAAGCCAGUUCUGUCCUCGAGUGCGACGACUGCGGCGACUUCACGGAUUGUUAUAAGGUCACCAGUUGGGGCAAGAUUAAAGCGCUUCUGCAGAAGAAUUUCUUACGCAUGUGGCGGAACAUCGGCGUGAUGCUGUUCAUCUUCGCCCUGCCGGUGAUGCAAGUGAUCCUCUUCUGCCUGGCGAUCGGGAGAGAUCCCACGGGACUGAAACUGGCCAUAGUGAACCACGAGAUGUUUUACGAGAACAUGUCGUGCCCGGUUUCGACGAACUGCAGUUUCACGUUUCUCAGUUGUCGAUAUCUCCACUUCCUGGAUAACGAGACGAUGAUAAAGGAAUACUAUCCGGAUCCGGACUCGGCGAUGGAAGCGGUACGCAGAGGAGAAGCUUGGGGCACUUUGUACUUUACGGAAAACUUCACGGACGCCCUCGUGGCGAGGAUGGCCUUGGGAAGGGAUUCCGAUGACGAGACCCUUGAUCAGAGCGAAAUCAGAGUUUGGCUGGAUAUGUCUAAUCAACAAGUGGGCCUGAUGCUGGCGAGAAAUCUUCAAUAUUCGUAUAGAGAUUUUGCCAAGGACCUUUUAUCGGCCUGCGGGCAGAACGCAAAACUGGCUGACGUGCCAAUUCAAUUCAAGGACCCCAUUUACGGUACCAACGAGCCGAGCUUUACGGACUUCGUGGCCCCGGGUGUAAUAUUGACCAUCGUUUUCUUCCUGGCGGUCGCGCUAACGUCAUCGGCGCUGAUUAUCGAGAGGAUGGAGGGUCUGCUGGAUCGAAGCUGGGUGGCUGGUGUGUCGCCCGGCGAGAUCCUGUUUUCCCACGUGGUCACGCAAUUCGUGGUGAUGUGCGGUCAGACGGCUCUAGUACUGAUCUUCAUGAUCCUGGUGUUCGGCGUCGAAUGCAAGGGCGACAUCGGCUGGGUUAUCAUACUGACGAUCCUUCAAGGCCUCUGCGGCAUGUGCUUCGGGUUCGUGAUUUCGGCGAUUUGCGAACUCGAAAGGAAUGCCAUCCAACUGGCUCUAGGCAGCUUCUAUCCUACGCUUCUUCUCAGUGGUGUAAUAUGGCCGGUGGAGGGCAUGCCGACGGUCCUGCGAUACAUCUCGCAAGGUCUGCCACUGACGAUGGCGACGACCGCCCUGCGGUCCAUGCUGACCCGCGGCUGGAGCAUCACGGAGCCGAAUGUUUACAACGGUUACAUCUCUACCAUCAUCUGGAUCAUCGUGUUCCUCACGAUAAGCUUGCUGGUGCUGAAGUUCAAGCGCGGAUAAGGAUAGCUCGUAACUUCCGCCCACCGUCCAGACUGUAUUCGGUGUACAGUGACUCGCGAACAUUCCGCGACGGAUAGACGAAAAAGAAAGAAAGAAAGAGAAAGAGAGAGAGAGAAAGAGCUCUGAAUCAGGGAGCGAAUGUUCCCCGUAGAGGAACGAAUUGAAUCGGGAAUCGAUGGCGAAUGGUGUGUUCGAUGGAUGUCGCGAUUCGGGACUCGCGUCUCUCCACCCGAGAGCGAAGUGAUCCAUCGAGGACACUACUCUUCUUUCUUUACCUGUUUCAUAGCUGUAUUAUAGCUGGGGUCAAAUUUAACGGAGCAUUAGUUAGAAAUCGUACAGAAUUAGCGGAGAAUGUAGAUGCAAUUGGAUGUCGGUGGCCGAGAAGAAAUUCCGCAAUCCAAGAAGGGUCCUUCUAUCUAGGAACGUUGCGUAACAUAUCCUCUAUUCAAGAAAUCGACUGCCAUCGCUCAAUCGCCCGGCGGCAGUAUAAAGCAUUCCUGGAUCUCGAUAGAUCGGCUUCGGAUUCCAAAUGUCGACGAUCUCGCAACAUUCUCCGCCGCGAAUGGACCUCCGAUACAUGUGAUGCUCCUGCUGCGUGCGCUCAAUGUGCUUCUAAGGCUCACGUGUCGCGCGUGCAAGGCGCGUAUGUAUGUCUGUGUUAUGCGUAUAUGUGAUGUGUAUGUGUUGGUGUGCGUAAUGGGAACUCUCGAAUAAAUGUAAUACGAUGAUGAUAAGAUGCGUGAGACUGCCGCGUUUGCCUCGUGCGUCUUGUUUAUAGGAAUCAUAUUUUUAUCCGGCGUCUGUAAAAAAAAAUUUGCGCGGAUGCCCGAGGAUACCGCCAGGAUUCUCCCUAUACGAACCGAUCUUCUCGAGGAUCGCGAUCGAGGGAAACAGAAUCGGCGCUUUCCAUUUACACGACUUAUAUAGCGACAUUUCUGUCGAAGUUAACUUCAAUGCGGAAAGCGUUUAUCAUGCGCAGAGAUUGCAAACAAUAUAACAUACGUCCCGAAUGAUUUUGAAAACGCAUAAUAUUAAUUUAUCUUCGCAAUAAUAAUAUAAUUUUCUAAUAUAAACAAAGGUGAGAGUUGGUUUAUUUUUACAUAUAAACUAAAGUAUUUUAUAAAAUCGUGCCGCAGAGAAAAGAAAACUCGCAGACUAAAGUGCUUCACCACGCGACACCUCGAACGAAUAAACUCUGCUCCUGCUUGUGCUUAAUUCGUUUUUCUUUUUUUUCACGAAGGAUCGUGAUUAAGUAAUUCGGCGAAAAUAGAAAUAGUGAAAAUGCGUUUGACAGUACUGUGCGUGUCGCGCGAAAUAUAUUAGGAACAAUGGACGCGUUCAACAGAACAAGCCGCAAUCGAAGAGCAGUCGAAUGUGAUUGACUCUUACUUUUAGAAUCAACAAAUCAACGUGGCGUGUUGAUAAGACGACAACUCAGCAGUUCUGUUGAACGCGGCCAAUAAUUCCCCCUCAUCGUGUCUAUUCACGCCCGGAAUAUCGCGAAUAGAAAUUUAUGCGCUCGUAAUUAUUAAGAAUUCCGUCGCGUGCAUCGUGGACAAUAAUAAGCGAUGCCUAUACCCUCGCUGGACCGCAUGUAAUCCUCAUUGGCGAUCAUAAACCAGGUGCGAUACCUUUACGAAGCCAUUUGUUGGAGAUCUGGCACGGUGAAGGGAACCUGGUAAAACAUCAUCCCGGGAUUAAAAUGGGAUCGUAGUUAGUAAGUUUUACGUAAAUUAAUAUGUAAUAGCUGGUUAAACGUAUAGCGCGAUUCUACUUGCCCAUGACUUUAAGUAUGUACGUAUUUUAUUUAACUCGCAACGAUAUCGGACGUAGAAAGAAUUAAAAAAAAAAAACCGACAGUACCGCGCGUUCAAAAAAUUAUAAUACUUCUUAUAUCAUUAUUAUUUUGCAUGCGUUUUCGACGUGUAUAUUUAUAGGUAUACAUGAGAUGAACAAGUAAGAAUUACGACGCAGUGUCGAAAAUUCUUAUCGUUCGUUAGUUCAUAAUGACCUGAUAACAGCUCGUGAACUACGAUAACAUUUAUAUCAACAAAUGUUAUCUGCCAUACGUGGCAAUCAUUUCAGUGACGUAUAAAAUAUAAAUUAUAUAAAUAAUAAUUUAAUCACCAAAAAAUAACAAGCAACGCAGAUUUAUGUACGUGUAUGCUGCGAUUUUUGAUCAUAAUAUAUAUUUGAUAUUUUAUGUAUGAAUAAAUUAUAGUACUGUGAUCGUCCAUAAAGUGCAAUUUAUGCGGAUCAUUGCAUCGUGCUGUCAACAAAGGAAACUGCAUGCCAUCGGGCAUUUGUUAAUUAGCGAAAAAAUUGUCAACGAAAAUGGGCGACGCCAAGAGAAAACUCGACAACAUGCAAAAAUGUAUUGUAUUUUACUUAUAUAUAAAAAAGACAUGAAACUCA
Messenger RNA from Temnothorax curvispinosus, 5255 nucleotides. RefSeq names its product ABC transporter G family member 20 (gene snu). NCBI's taxonomy places the organism in Eukaryota, Metazoa, Arthropoda, Insecta, Hymenoptera, Formicidae. Gene Ontology annotation, molecular function: ABC-type transporter activity; ATP binding; ATP hydrolysis activity. Bases 393 to 2840 code for a protein of 815 amino acids. The transcript has 15 exons. Gene Ontology annotation, cellular component: membrane. The record is from RefSeq and is a predicted model, not a curated record.